AUGUUCGGAACUUUGCUAGCACGCAAGUUUUGGCUGCUCACCGAUAUGAUUUGGCACAUUGCUCUAUGCGCGGUGUUUGUUUCACAAAUUGUGGAUGCCGGUUUCCCAAUUACUCGAACUAGGAGCAUUUACAAAGAGGACAACCGAACGAUUAGUGAACUUUCAUCAGCUCUCGGAGCUGCUUUCCCACCGUGUUGUUCCGAUACGAUUUCCAGCAUUGCUUGUAGAAGACUUCAACAAAAUAAUCCUUCAAAAUUCCUUGAUAGAUGCCGCAGCGAUGCCGAUUUCUCUCUCAUUCAAUGUUGCAACACUUGUGGUCUUGAAAGUGCCGCCGACCGUUAUGAAUUAAUAUUUGAGCAUGGUCACCGUUCGAACCAAUGCUUUGACCGACACGGAAGCGAGUUUUGCAAGCGGUUCCUAAAGAAGGAAGACGUAUGGGGCAAGUCUCACUGGUCUUGCGAUGGCUCGACAGCGCAUUUGGCAUUCCGUAUCUGUAGAAAAACUUGCAACUUUUGCCGACGGGACAUCUAUCGAACACCGUUGGGACGAUUUCAGCCAGUCGCUUGUGGAAAACCGCCAGUUCUGUUGCCAAACUAA
Caenorhabditis bovis is the source of this 597-nucleotide messenger RNA. The record is from the annotation of a GenBank genome assembly. NCBI's taxonomy places the organism in Eukaryota, Metazoa, Nematoda, Chromadorea, Rhabditida, Rhabditidae.